Messenger RNA from Salvia hispanica, 1720 nucleotides. Its product is annotated as 2,3-bisphosphoglycerate-dependent phosphoglycerate mutase 1. Gene Ontology annotation, molecular function: intramolecular phosphotransferase activity. The record is from RefSeq and is a predicted model, not a curated record. Gene Ontology annotation, biological process: glycolytic process. Lineage: Eukaryota; Viridiplantae; Streptophyta; Magnoliopsida; Lamiales; Lamiaceae.
AAAAUCGGCAGAUUCAAACAAAUAAAGAGGGCCCAUUUCCCUCAGUCGCUGAAUUGAUUUCCCCCAACCCUUCAAUCUCAACGCUAAAUUACAACAACUCAUCGACAGCGACAAUCCAAACCUUUUCAGUCACCAUCCCCAUUUUUUCCCUCGUUCUUUCAGUCGUUUCGUCAGUUCACACAGAAAUUUGCAUGCUUGGUGAAUGUAAAAGUUAAUCCAACCGCCGUUUUUUCUCCGCCAACUUUCUUGAAAUACACUCUUUCCUCGGUUUCAUCGAGCAUCCCCUUUUGAUAUAAAUGUGAUAAUUGUGAUGUAAUCUAGCAUGAUCAUAUUAGCUUGGCUGGCAAGCGAACUCAUUACGUUUUGUUCUAAUCCAGAAUGGCCUCCGCUGGAUAUCACCAAGCAUCUGUGACUCUUCAACCUCGAUGUUACUUCAGUAGCUCUUGCCUCAAUCAGCAGAAUGGAAUCUCUUCAAUUAGUUUGAUUCCAAAAGGCAUCAAGCUAGAUAUUGCUUUGACAAGAAGAGGAACUUAUAGCUCUAUGGAAAGAACUAUUGCUGUGACUCAGGCAUCAGCCUCGCACUCCACAGUCCCUGACCCGGUUUUGUCCCCAUCAAGUGGCACCUCAAGUGAAGCCAAGAAGAAAUCAAAUGAAGCUGCACUGAUUCUGAUCAGGCAUGGUGAGUCUAUGUGGAAUGAGAAGAACCUGUUCACCGGUUGUGUCGAUGUGCCACUCACCAAGAAGGGAGUGGAAGAAGCUAUUGAAGCUGGCAAAAGAAUCAGCAACAUACCAGUCGACAUGAUCUAUACUUCUUCUUUAAUUCGCGCACAGAUGACUGCUAUGCUUGCAAUGACCGAACAUCGUCGCAAGAAGGUUCCAAUUAUUUUGCACGAUGAGAAUGAGCAAGCAAGAGUAUGGAGCCAAAUAUUUAGCGAAGAUACUAAGAAACAAUGCAUCCCAGUUGUAACUGCUUGGCAGCUAAACGAAAGAAUGUAUGGAGAACUACAGGGCCUGAAUAAGCAAGAAACUGCCGAUAGAUACGGUACCGAACAAGUCCAUGUGUGGCGACGCAGUUACGACACACCUCCUCCAAAUGGAGAGAGUCUGGAAAUGUGUGCUGAGAGAGCUGUUGCAUACUUCAAAGAAUUUAUUCAACCCCAGCUUUUGUCUGGAAAGAAUGUGAUGAUUGCGGCCCAUGGAAACUCACUGAGGUCCAUUAUCAUGUAUCUGGACAAGCUGACUUCUCAAGAGGUCAUUAGCUUGGAAUUAUCAACUGGGAUACCAAUGCUUUACAUUUUUAAAGAGGGUAGAUUUAUUCGCAGGGGUAGCCCUGUGGCACCAACCGAAGCUGGUGUUUAUGCUUACACUAAGAGUUUGGCCCAAUACAGACAGAAAUUAGAUGAAAUGUUCCAAUCCUGAUGGAGCCAUGAGAUAAUGUACUCCGAUUAAUUUCUGAGCCAAUGUGUCAGAAUCCUGAAGAAGCACAGUCACAAUCGUGCUCUCUGCUUGAUGUUCUACUGAUAUAUGAUCGCUACCAGCUUUUAGUGUCGCAUUUGCUUGAUUGAUUGUUGUAUCUGAACCUAUGAAAACAUACAAAAAAAGGCACUUCUGAAGAGUGUCGUAUUAUCUAGUCACAGACUUCUGUAUAAGAUCUUAUUUUGUAGAUUUUGUAUCGAACUCCCCAUGCAUGCGUUGUGCAAUAAACGAUAUGUUUGAGGUC